AUGAAAUCCCUGGAGCCAGUCAAGAGCGAAGGAGCAUCACAGAUGGAUGUAAACCCGCCAGUCGAUCAACAAGCUGCGACUUCCUUGCCGAGAGACGUCCCACUUGGAUCUACCACCGUUGAAAUGCAGCAAGAUGCUUCGUCUGAGACCCGAGUUUACACGGUCUGGGCAAGCGACGUCCACAACGAAGCCCAGGUCAAUGAGACGCGCACUUGGCUCAAGAGCCUUGUCAAAGACAAAGACAGGAUGCGUGACGAGCUGGGAUGGACAUGGGACACCUACGAAGAUUUCCCCAGAGAAGAGUGGGACAAGCUGGCCGAUGAAGGCAGGUUAGAAGAGGAGUUCGACAAUUACGAAGUGGUGCGUUGCUGGUCAGGCGUGGUCUUGGACCAGGCUGGAUACGAGAAGGUCGCAGCCAAAACGGAAUGGCAAGUCAUGGCUGUACAAAAGGCAAUUGCAGCUAAUCUACACACUUCGGACAUGAACGCACGUGCACUCUCGACGAAGACAUAUACCGUCUACGCAGCCGACAUCAGGAACGAGGCCCAAGUCAACGAAACUCGGGUUUGGCUUGAAGGUUUGACCAAGGACAAGUCUAAGAUGCGCGAGGACAAGAGGUUUCCCUGGGAUGAGCCCGAAGACAUACCAGAAGACGAACUCGACAGAUUGUACGACGAGGGCAGGCUCGACGCCGAGCUUGACAAUUACGAAGUAGUUUACGCGUGGGGAGGCGUUAUAUUAGACCAGUCAGGGUACGACGAGGUGGUGGCCAAGAAGGAAUGGGUGGAGCAUGUCGAGGAUCCGAGUCAAUACCACGAAGUGAAGAUGAUUGCUGUCCCCAGAAUGAGUGUCAAGACCACGGGAACUCUGGAGGCUCGGAAAUUUCAAUGGGGAGAUUGGCAGAAGCAGGAGGGUGCAGCACGGGACUUGGUCCAAGCCAGCUGUUACGACAAAGACUACGUUUACGAGAAGAGAGCUGGAGAGGGAGUACAUGUGUAUGUUUUGGAUGAUGGAGUACAGGUAGAUGUCAAAAAGGAAACCGGCGAAAAAGUGUUUCCGGGAUUCGACAACGAGCAGGACAAUAGCGGUAUCGUAGAAACAAGAGCUUUCACCAGCCAAAAUGCUGCGCACAACAUUCGAUACGACCAUUCCCCUAAAGGCCACGGAACGAAAGUAGCGUCCAAAAUCGUUGGGCAGUGGGGAACCGCAAAGGGAGCGACACUGGUGCCGGUGCAGGUCAAACCGGGCGGAGACGACAUUCACAACGGGUUCGAAAGGAUUGUUGCAGAUGUAAUCAGACGGCGCAGGAAAAUACCAGGGUUCCAAGCUGUUGUCGUUAUGAGCAGCGGCACAGAACGCGCCGUCGGAGACAAUGGUUACAAGGGCUACACACGAGAAGAAGCAGAGAACGAUUACAGAGCAAAGCAACAGAUUCGCUGGAUAAAGCAGUUAUUCAGUUACGGGGUCCCCGUGGUGCUCGCUUCGGGUAAUGAAGCCGAAACUGAAGGCCGAAAAGUCAUCGACCAUUUCCCCCAGGUCUUGGAGACAGAUGACUUUCCCAUUAUCAACGUCGGGGCUGCCACGCUUGCAGGCAAAGCUGCACCUUUCUCGCAAGGCCUGGGUACCCAGCAAGAUCCAGAGAAGCGCACACAGCUGACUAUCUACGGUGUUGGAGUGGAUGUCGACGUCCACGAUCAAUAUGACGGUGCAGCAACGCAGGAUUCGGGUACGUCGUUCGCUGCACCGGCGGUGGCAGGCAUUAUUGCUACACAUAUGAACUACGAGUCCUGGGACCAGAGCAAGCAAGGACCCGACCGAGAGCGUGCCAAAGAUCCUGACAAGCAAGUCAACAUGAUUUGGAACGGCGCCGACAAAGCAGCCCACGACAGCGUCUCCAACAACCAGUCGCCCAGCCCACCCCCUCAAGCACCAAAGCGCACCUUCACCGUCGGCCUCGAACAAACCACGACCCCAGAAUGCUCCAGCGUCAUCUCUAACCCCGACUUCCCCCCACAUGACAGCUGCAAAUUCAAAUACCAGAACCGAUACUUCUUCUACCGUCGCGACGACGACAACCAAGAACCCGACAGCCUGUGCACUUCUCUGCUCAACGACUUCCACCAAGACGACCAAGGCGCAACGACUGAUGAGAAUCUAUUCGAGCAUCCGACGUGGCCGGCGGGAGAGUGGACGCUGAAUCUUUUCGGCGAGGAAUUUGUCUACAGGAAUGAUGGGCAGAGUCCGGGAGCGCUGUUCAAGGGCGAGCAGCAAAUUAGUUGCGCCGGUGAUCUCGAAAACCAUGAUCCCCUGUCGGAUGAGCUGUGUGAGAACAGUCUGACCAAGCAGGAUGGAAGGAAGAGAAAACGGAGACGGCUGGUUGGUUGCACGUGGUGA
Alternaria triticimaculans is the source of this 2394-nucleotide messenger RNA. RefSeq lists its product as uncharacterized. The coding region runs from base 1 to 2394 and encodes 797 amino acids. Gene Ontology annotation, molecular function: serine-type endopeptidase activity. Lineage: Eukaryota; Fungi; Ascomycota; Dothideomycetes; Pleosporales; Pleosporaceae. The record is from RefSeq and is a predicted model, not a curated record. Gene Ontology annotation, biological process: proteolysis. The transcript has 10 exons.